This is a messenger RNA of Spinacia oleracea (spinach), 2213 nucleotides long. Its product is annotated as protein SHORT-ROOT. The transcript has a single exon. The coding region runs from base 199 to 1896 and encodes 565 amino acids. NCBI's taxonomy places the organism in Eukaryota, Viridiplantae, Streptophyta, Magnoliopsida, Caryophyllales, Amaranthaceae. The record is from RefSeq and is a predicted model, not a curated record.
UUCUGAUGCACUUCGUACAUACAACUUGUUGUAGUUAGUUUUAAGCUUAAGCAUUGUGUAAGAGGAGCGGGUGAGUGAUUGAGUGAAGUGAGUGGAAGAAAUUAUUCAUUAUUUUUUUUAACUUUUAUAAAAAUCAAUUUCAUCAUCAUCAACAUCAUCAUCAUCAUCAUCAUCAUUAGAUUACAUGGUUGGGUUAAAAUGGAUACUUUGUUUAGACUAGUCAGUUUCCAACAAACACACCCACAACCUCAACAACAAUUGUCUUCUGAUCAUUCUUCUUUCAACAAUUCCAAUUCUAGCUCCUCUUCUGUUAUUUCCUCCACCCAUAAUAAUAACAAUCACUAUUACCACCCCCACCACCACCACCACAAUAACCACCGUCAAAACCACCACCACCACGAACAACAACAACAACAACAACAACACUUUCCUCAAGAAGAAGAAUGCUUCAACUUUUUCAUGGAUGAAGAAGACUUUUCUUCUUCUUCUUCUCACAACAAACAACCUCAACAACAACCUCAUUCUUCUUCACCGUAUCAGUCUUCUUAUCAUUACCACCAUCAACAACAUCAUCAUCAACAACAACAACAUCAAUAUCAUCACAGUUCAACAUCACCAUCCACAACAACCACUUCAACACCCACCACCACCCCAACCCACGGCGGAGGCGGAGCUAGUAGUAACUCCCUCAACUUAGAGUUACUCUCCGACCCCUCAUUCUACGUAGGAAAAUGGUCAAGCAACCUCCUCCUCGAGGCGGCGAGAGCGGUGUCGGACUCCGACACCGCCCGACUCCACCAGCUUUUAUGGAUGCUUAACGAACUCGGAUCCCCAUACGGUGACGUGGAACAAAAGCUAGCCUCCUACUUCACACAAGCACUCUUCACUCGGAUGACUGACUCAGGUGACCGUUGUUACAACACAAUGAGAGCCGCCGCAGAUAAAUCGUUCUCAUUUGAGUCAACUCGGAAGAUGUUGCUUAAGUUCCAGGAAGUUAGCCCUUGGACUACAUUCGGACACGUGGCGAGCAACGGCGCACUCAUCGAUGCCCUUGAUGGUGAACCCAAACUCCACAUUAUUGAUGUCAGCAACACGUAUUGCACUCAAUGGCCUACUCUAUUAGAAGCGCUUGCCACGCGAAUGGAUGACACGCCCCACUUGAAGCUCACGACGGUGUUGGAUAACAACGACGCCGGUGUUCAGAGGGUGAUGAAAGAGAUCGGUAGUCGUUUAGAGAAGUUCGCUAGAUUAAUGGGUGUUCCUUUUAAGUUUAAGAUUAUUCACCAUGUUGGUGAUGAUUUAUCCACCUUGGAUUUCUCCCAGCUUGAUAUUAAGGAUGACGAAGCUUUAGCGAUCAACUGUGUCAACUCGUUACACUCGAUGAGUUUACGCCGUCGUGACUCGGUUUUAUCGGCGUUUCGGGGGCUUAAUCCGAAGGUCGUCACGGUUGUCGAAGAGGAGGCUGAUUUCACGGUGGCCGAAGACGGUGGCGGUGGUUGUGACGGGUCGUCAUUUUUGCGGGGGUUUGGGGAAUGUUUGAGAUGGUUUAGGGUUUACUUUGAGUCGUUAGAGGAGAGUUUCAGUAGAACGAGUAACGAGAAGUUGAUGCUAGAACGGGCAGCGGGCAGGGCGCUUGUGGACUUGUUGGCUUGCCCGGAGGACACGUCAGCGGAGAGGAGAGAGAAUGCCACGAGGUGGACAGGUAGGAUGCAUGGGGCCGGGUUUGGACACGUGGCUUACAGUGACGAGGUUUGUGAUGACGUAAGAGCUUUGUUGAGGAGAUAUAAGGAAGGAUGGUCAAUGACACAGUGUUCUUCUACUUCCACGUCAGCUGCCGGAAUAUUCUUGAAUUGGGGAGAUCAACCGGUAGUGUGGGCCAGUGCAUGGAAACCUUAGUUAUGGGUGGCACGUGCGAUCAUGCAUUUUGGAGCACGCCCGCACGUGCGUAUGUGUGGUUUUUUUUUUUUUUUUUUUCAAAUUUCUUAAACAAGUAGGAAAUUUAAAAGGAGGCAGUGAGAUAUUAUGAGAUUAGGUUCAAUUAGGAGUUUGAAUGGUUGAUUAUGGUGAUAUAAUCUUUGGGUCCAUUUUCUUUUCUUUUCCUUUCCUUUUUUUUCUUUUUCUUUUUUCCUUUUGGAUUUGCUUUUAUGCAUUUGGUCACAUUUGUGAUUAAUAUUUUUCAAAGAACAUGUCUAUGAAUUUUAUAAUCCGAUUUA